CGAACAAGGGCUGUGAAAUGUUUCUUCCAACAGUCAUUCAGACAUCUGCAGAACCAAAUCAUACCACUUGAUGACGGCUUUGAUUCACCACCACAGUUCCCCGUCCGCAAACCGGAUACAGAGCGCAGAGUCUGCCUCCAUGCACCGGAGGUAACUAGCAGCAGAGCUGCGGCACUGGCGAAGGGGAUGUGUGGUCGAGAGCCCCUCUUUCCAGCGCGUCAGUGAGCGCUGACAACUCCAGGAUCGGGCGCCCUUCACUCCCCGGGGCUUGUCAUUGACCGGGGGGCAGCGUGGCUGGACUCGGGAGCGCAGCCGCCAAGGUGUCUGUCCCAUCUAACUGGCAGCAAAGCCAAGGAGCAGCUCACAUUGCCGGCGAGGUCUGACCAAUGUGCACCCAGCCCCCGGGCCUGCAGCGACCACAUUCAGAUGGAGACUCCCGCAGCGCUCACAUCGCCCCUCUCCCUCCAGCUCGCUCACGACAGGGGGCGGCAGCGGCUUGAUCCUGACCCCGGCGAGCUGCAGCACGGCCCGGUGCUCUCCAUCGACCAGAUCCGGGCCAUCCGAGCCAACAACGACUACGUGGAGCGCCCGGUGCUCAGCGGGCCCCCGAGGAGCAGUCCCUCCGGCGGCGGCGGCGGCGGCUCGGCCCACAAGUGGGAACGGCCUGGCGAGGCGAGCCUGAGCGGGGUGGCGGACCGCCGGGCCUCGGGGCCCCAGCAGCAGCUGAGCCGCUCCACCAGCACGGUCAGCUCGGCGUCCCGCAGCAGCAGCGCCUCGGAGCAGAGGCUGCUGCUCAGCCUGAGCGCGUCUCCCUCGGGCCAGGGGAUUAUCCGGGCGCAGCCCAAGGCGGACCUGAAAGCCGAGCUGAAGAAGGCUCCGGGCGGUCAGGACUGCAGCCAGCACUCGCUGCGGUGUGAGCAGUGCGGCAAGUGUAAGUGCAGCGAGUGCACGGCUCCCAGGACUCUGCCUUCGCGCUGGCUCUGUGAGGGGAGGUGUCUCUGCUCUUUUCAGAGCGCCCUGGAGUACGGCACGUGUGUGUGCUGUGUGAAGGGCCUCUUCUACCACUGCUCCAGCGACGACGAGGACAACUGCGCGGACAACCCGUGCUCCUGCAGCCAGGGCCACCGCUGUGCCCGCUGGACCGCCAUGGGGCUCAUCUCCCUGCUCAUGCCGUGCCUGUGGUGCUACCUGCCGGCGAAAGGCGGCCUCCGCCUGUGCCAGGGAUGCUACGACGGCGUCAAGCGGCCGGGCUGCCGGUGCAGGAACUCCAACACCGUGUGCAGGAAAUUUUCCAGUGCGCCUUGCACCAAAACCAUCGAGAAGCCUUUAUGACCGGGACGCUCUCGCUCACUCCGGUGACCGGUGUUAAAUAAAACCCUGUGGAAGUUCAGAAGGCACAUUCUCUUCAAGACAAACAAGCCAACAGAAAGCUUUCUGAGAGAGAGAGAGAAUCCGAGACCAGCCCAGGACAUGGACAGGACGAUGAUGAUGUGGGUCCUUGGGGUGGGGGAGAGGGGACAUGGGCAGAGGAUAGCUGCUCAACUCUCGGCUGGAUGUUUUGGAUAGAUCCCUUCCUGAAAAACGGAACAAAAGCCACACCUCCACCUGGAGUCUACAGGGGAAGGGGGGAAAAUGAACGAUCAAUCCUCUUCAUGUGUCGCACCUUUUUGUGGGAUCUUCCUUGUGUUCCUGAUCUAAACCCAGUCAGUUCCUCUGCCGGCCAAUGCCUGUGAUUCCGUUUGCCUGACCAGAGAGCUCUGGGAUCAAUCCACCUCCCAGCGCACACACUCCCCCAAGCAGGCCACACAGUGAGGAUACUUCCACCUGAGGAACUGAGGCUGGGACUUACCUAUACACCCCCACCCCCACCCGGCCCUCACCCCAACUCCUCCAGCACUGCCCAGCAUGGGGACUAGAGAGCAGCCAAUGGCCCACUCAGCUCAAGGGAAAACCAUGCAGUCUGCCCUUCACCAUAGACGUAUUCAAUAUUUAUUGCUUGGCUUGGAAAUGUGAUAUCGUCCACUGGAAAUAUAUUCUCCUCCUCAAUCACAAACAUCGUUAUUAUUUGCAUAUUUACAUAUUCGCGUAGUUCAGUUGUAUGUAGCCGCAAAUUUGAAACCGUUUUGAUGGGUUGGCUGUGGGGUUCAGAGGGUUCCUGAAGGUUGCGCGCGGUGUAGAUGUGAUGUUGGUGAAUCACUGGCUGUGUUCAGAUAGGGAGGACUCGUUUUCCGAUGUGUAGGAGCUACACAUGUCUUGGAAACUGAGCGUUUGAUGUGUUUCUCUGCAAUGGUUCUGAGGGCUGGGGGCGAUGACUGAAGCUGACCUCGCUCAGAAACUUCGGGUAAAAAAUGAGGUCUGCAGAUGCUGGAGAUCACAGUUGAAAAUGCGUUGCUGGUUAAAGCACAGCAGGU
Hemiscyllium ocellatum (epaulette shark) is the source of this 2411-nucleotide messenger RNA. RefSeq names its product protein sprouty homolog 2-like. The transcript has 3 exons. NCBI's taxonomy places the organism in Eukaryota, Metazoa, Chordata, Chondrichthyes, Orectolobiformes, Hemiscylliidae. Bases 427 to 1332 code for a protein of 301 amino acids. Gene Ontology annotation, cellular component: cytosol; membrane. Gene Ontology annotation, biological process: multicellular organism development; animal organ development; negative regulation of MAP kinase activity. The record is from RefSeq and is a predicted model, not a curated record.